CCCGGGCCGCGGCGGCGGAGAAGGAGGGAUGCCUCAGGUGCCAGCGACCUCGGCUCCUGCAGCCCGGAAGUGCCCGAGGGGCCGAGAUGGAGCUGGCUGAGCAGGGCGCUCGGUAGCGCGGCGGGCAAGGCAGGCGCCAUGACCCUGAUUGAAGGGGUGGGUGAUGAGGUGACCAUCCUUUUCUCGGUGCUUGCCUGCCUUCUGGUGCUGGCCCUUGCCUGGGUCUCAACACACACUGCUGAGGGUGCGGACCCACUGCCCCAGCCCUCAGGGACCCCAACGUCAGCACAGUCCAGCGAAGCCAUGGCAGCUACCGACAACAUCAGAGGAGAGGCCCCAGGGGCUGAGACCCCCAGCCUGAGACACAGAGGUCAAGCUGCACAGCCAGAGCCUAGCCCAGGGGUCAGAGCAACACCGCCACCCCCGGACUCCCCACAGGAGCCCCUAGUGCUCCGGCUGAAAUUCCUCAAUGAUUCAGAGCAGGUGGCCAGAGUCUGGCCCCAGGACACCAUUGGCUCUUUGAAAAGGACCCAGUUUCCAGGCCGGGAACAGCAGGUACGACUCAUCUACCAAGGGCAGCUGCUAGGAGACGACACCCAGACCCUGGGCAGCCUUCACCUCCCUCCCAACUGUGUUCUCCACUGCCACGUGUCCACGAGGGUCGGGCCCCCACAUCCCCCCUGCCCCCCGGGCUCAGAGCCAGGAUCCUCCGGGCUGGAAGUAGGCAGCCUCCUCCUGCCCCUGCUGCUGCUGCUGCUGCUGCUUCUGUGGUACUGCCAGAUCCAGUACCGGCCCUUCUUCCCCCUGACGGCCACUCUGGGCCUGGCCGGCUUCACCCUGCUCCUCAGUCUGCUGGCCUUUGCCAUGUACCGCCCGUAGUGCCUCCACGGGCUCUUGGUAGUGCUGCUGGCCCCUCUGGACAUUGCUCCCCGCGCCGUGGUGGGAGCUGCUGUUUGCCCAGACCUGCCUCUCCGGCCUGCCUCUUCCCACUAACCUGGACCCCAGCCCUGCGCCGCAGAGGACUCCGGGGGCUGGCGGAGGCCCCUCCCUGCGACCUCCACGGCUCUGGGCCACCUCCUGGGACUGCUGGCCCUCAGCCCCCACUGACGGUAGGCUCCUCAGGGUCAGGCACCUGCUGUCACUGCCUGGGCCCUGGGCAGAGCCGGGCAACCUCCCUGGGCCCGUCUUAGUGUUCUGUCUGAGGACCCAGCCACCUUUUGUCCCUGACAGCUCCUUGGGCUGAUUUAGGGACCCAAGAACAGUGGAAGGCUGGCGAAGGGGAGCUGGGAGGGGCAGAAGAGUUCUUGGAACCUGUGCAGAUUAAAGUAACUGUGAAGUUUUC
Molecule: messenger RNA, 1342 nt
Organism: Lemur catta (Ring-tailed lemur)
Lineage: Eukaryota; Metazoa; Chordata; Mammalia; Primates; Lemuridae
Gene: TMUB1
Product: transmembrane and ubiquitin like domain containing 1
Exons: 3
Coding region: 139-879 (246 amino acids)
Molecular function (GO): protein binding
Source: RefSeq, a predicted model, not a curated record